This is a messenger RNA of Zea mays, 2791 nucleotides long. RefSeq lists its product as uncharacterized. NCBI's taxonomy places the organism in Eukaryota, Viridiplantae, Streptophyta, Magnoliopsida, Poales, Poaceae. The transcript is spliced from 3 exons. The record is from RefSeq and is a predicted model, not a curated record. Gene Ontology annotation, molecular function: protein binding. The coding region runs from base 446 to 1192 and encodes 248 amino acids.
GCCGGUGUCGGCCUCACCGCACCAAGUCGGACGCCGACUGGCGCAGGGGCGUUUCCGUAAACCCCGCGCCUCGCCCGGUCGCUUCCGCCGUCCCGUCCCCGCAUCGCGCCUCGGACUGCGGACCAUGCCUCGUCACGGUCCCGCGUGGAUGGUCGGUUAUGCCCCUGGCUCCCGCGCGGCGCAACGCACCCCGCCUGAGGGCUAUCUGGUGCGGUGCGGCUCGAUCCGGCCCGACGAUUCCGAUCCCUUCGCGUCCACCAUCCCGUCUCGCUCUCGGUCUCGCGCUCCACGCCGGCGACCGGAGAAGGGGCCGCGCAUGUGACGCCCACGGCGAAUCCCUCCCCUCCUCUCCGGUGCCGCCUUCAGCCGACCCGCGGCGACGUGCCAGGAUUGAAGGGGGGAUGAGAAGGUGGACAUCGUUGCUCUAGUGAUUUGAUCACCAGAGAUGGUGUUGGUGGUGAAGCAGCAUCGCUGCACGCACUCUGUGAGCUGUGUUUGCAUCAAGGGCCAUCUCAGUGAGGAUGCUCUGUUCCUCGUCUUCCGCCACAUGAACUGGAACCCAAGGCUGAUUGCUAUCCUGUCAUGUGUGUGCAAGUGGUUUGACGAGGUUGCCAAGCAGGUGCUGUGGAAGGAGUUCUGUCAUGCAAGGGCUUCAAAGAUGAUGCUGGAUUUGCAUUCAGGUGGUAGCCACAUUGUUGAUGGGAACUGGAAAGCGCUGGGGAAGCUGCUCAUCUAUUGCAAUGGCUGCACAAAAGGGGGGCUCUUCAAUAACAUCCAUGUUCCAGGCCAUUUUGUGUUCAGGACACGCUUUUCUAGGACUGCGGGCAGGAGUUUCCUGCCUCUGCCAUGCAAGUCAGACGUGUUGUAUGUGUCAGAUCCAUGUGAGCAUCUUGAUCAAGGGGAAGAAGGCGACUUAGGUUUCUUUCGAGGCAUCUUUAAGUCAUUCGCCACUUCAAGAGUGAAGAAGAUGUUGAUUGAGAAGCGGGCUAGGUUUCAUCCAAGGGAGUUGUGCUCUUAUUGUAAGUCGAAGCUAUGGAACAUGUUCCAGGAAAAUAUGAUUCCAAGGAGUGCUUCUGCUAGACUGGGUGCCUAUGAUGAUUCCGUCGAGUAUUUUGUAUGCUUGAAUGGGCAUGUUAUUGGACUUGGUACCCUGCUACCACUCUCAGACUCGGAGGAGGCAGCAGAUGAGUAAUCAUCAAGAAUGAGUCAGGUUGGUCUAUCUCUAUUCCAUGGCAAAUUUCUUCUUGAAACUUUUCAGUAAACAUCAAGUUUCAUGCGCAGACAUGUCUGGAUGUACAACAUAGACUGGUUCCUCUUCAAUAUUAGUUUGUGUUUGCAUACACUUAAUGCUUAAUCCUAUUUAUUUAAUGCAUAGCUUGAUCAGCAUUUCAUAUUGUAUACCAACAUUUUCUCCUUGGAACAGCGAAGGAACUUUGCAUAAGCUUGUUGGGAUAUCAUAUCACAUAAUGCUUAUUUGAGAUUUUUUAGGAAUUUUUGACAUUUAAAAAGGAAACAUUAGUAGCAAAACUAUUCUCAAGGGUUUGUAUGCUUAUUUUGUGAUGGCAUCAGAGUUAGUGAAUCGAUUCUUAGAAUCCCAAAUGUUUAACGUGGUCUCUGUCUAUUUCUCACACCCUUAUGUUUGCCUCUACUUUUGAAGUUAUAUAUACUAGUAGAUAUUUGUAUGGUACAGCAAGUCACAAUUGGUGAUCAUUAUCUUCAUUUUAGAAGUGGCAGUACACAAGUUUCGGGUGGCAGUUAGAAUGCUUUGACCCAAACAAAAUUCACCAUUUAAAUUCUCACUUCUUGCACUCGACAAAUAGUAGAGCACUAGAGAAGUAAAUCUAUGUUGAUGGUAUAAUGCAGUUGUUUUGAAUUCUGUUUAAUCAAAUAUCUACAUGACAACAAUUCGUUAAUAUAAAUCUAGACGUACUGGUUAUCUUCAGAAGAGCCAUAUUGUCCGGUCAGUUUGUUCUUUUUAUUUUAUUUGUGAAAAAUAUGAGGAAAAUGUGCAUUGCUGACAUCCUGUUUUAUUUGUGAUUGCUACUUUACGUUGCUUUAUCUACUAGGCCAUAACAAAUUAACAACAUCCGGUGACAAGUGCGCCAGUUUAAGGAAGGUAGCAGAGUCUCUGUCUCAAAUAAAAGGGUGCCAGGGCUAUGAUCUAGUACGUAUUUACCACUAAUAGUAGAUAAAAAUUGCAUUGUACUGACAGCGCAUCUAUGUAGGGUAAAAGCUAGUCUAAACAGAAAUUCUUGUCCUGGUGAAGUAACAAACAUGUGUUCAGAAUUGAUCCCCAUCCUGUUGACAGGUUUGGAAGAUUGAAGCCCAGGACUUGCGAAAAUGGUACUGAAUCUUGGUUGUGACUAGCAGAGAGUGGGAUGACAUUGGUUCAGCAAACUGUUGCACGACAAGAAUCUGUGGUGGGCUCUGCGUCGGACUACCCCUGUGUUCUUGCACCUGAUAACAAAAAAAGAACCCAAUUUCGAAGGACGAGAAAGAACCAAAUGCACACGGUUCAGCUCAUCCUUUUGAAUUGAUCAUCCAUCAGAGCUAGCAUAACAUAACUAUAUACAUUGAUAAGUAGGUUAAAAUAGAUCAAACAAUCUCGGAGAUAAAUAAUGUACUCUUGUAGUCUUGUGAGUAGCUAACACGAUAUUUGGUAUAAGUUUCAUAUCCUUACUUUUCACAUAUGAGCAUUCAUAUCUGCUAGUUAUAAGCAGCAUGUUGUAAAAGUGUUGUGGAAAUGAUUGAGUAAAUUUGACGGUGGUUGAUAGUUAGACACCAUUUUCUA